GAGGGGCCGGCGUUCCCGCCGGGGGUUUGCAGGCUGCGAGGGCAAGAGGAGGAAAGCGAGCGGCCGUUUCUGCGCAGCCCCAGAGCGCGCCGCCUCCCCCCGGGGCUCUUGGGAAUCUCGAGGCAAUCCUGGAAGGCGUAUUUCAGCUGUCCAAAGACAACUUCAUACCUAUAUAAUGUAACAGAAAAGGUCAGAAGACAUUAGGCAAAUAGAAGUGUGGAGCGUAUUAAGCAAGAUGAGCGUCUCUGGCAGCAGUUCUGGAAGCCCUAGUUCUGCAGAUGUAUCUAAUGACUUUAAGGAUCUUUGGACAAAAUUAAAGGAGUAUCAUGAUAAAGAAGUACAAGGUUUACAAGUAAAAGUAACCAAAUUGAAAAAGGAACGAAUUUUAGAUGCACAAAGGCUAGAAGAAUUCUUCACCAAAAAUCAACAGCUGAGAGAGCAACAGAAAGUCCUUCAUGAAACCAUUAAAGUUUUAGAAGAUCGGUUAAGAGCAGGAUUAUGUGAUCGCUGUGCAGUAACUGAAGAACAUAUGCGGAAAAAACAGCAGGAGUUUGAAAAUAUCCGGCAGCAGAAUCUUAAACUUAUCACAGAGCUUAUGAAUGAAAAGAAUACUCUACAGGAAGAAAAUAAAAAGCUUUCUGAACAGCUGCAGCAGAAAAUUGAGAAUGACCAGCAGCAUCAAGUAACUGAGCUUGAAUCUGAGGAAAAUGCUAUUCCAGAUUCACCAAUAACGGCCUUUUCCUUUUCUGGCAUUAACCGGCUACGGAGAAAGGAGAACCUCCAUGUCCGAUACAUAGAACAAACACAUACUAAACUGGAACACUCUCUGUGUACAGAUGAAUUGAGAAAAGUUCCAAAAUCUUCAACUCAUCUACAACAAAAGCCUAAUGAAAAUGAAACUCUAGUGGCUGACACUUGUGAUCAAAGUCAGUCUCCAAUGGCUAAAGCACAUGGGACAAGCAGUUAUCCCACUGAUAAAUCAUCUUUUAAUUUAGCUACAGUUGUUGCUGAAACACUUGGACUUAGUGUUCAAGAAGAAUCUGAACCUCAAGGUCCCGUGAGCCCUCUUGAUGAUGAGCUCUACCACUGUCUGGAAGGAGAUCACAAGAAACAACCUUUUGAGGAAUCUGCAAGAAAUAGUGAAGAUAGUUUAAGAUUUCUAGACUGUAAUUCAAAGACUCCUCCUCAAGAAGAGUUGCCCACUCGGGUAUCAUCUCCUGUAUUUGGAGCUACGUCUAAUGUGAAAAGCAGUUUAGGUUUGAAUACAAGUUUGUCCCCUUCUCUUUUAGAGACUGGGAAAAAAAACCAUCUGAAAAUGGCACCUUUCAGCAAUACUUCUGACUCUAGAUCAGAGAAAACUAGAUCAAAAUCUGAAGAUAAUGCCCUUUUCACACAUCUUUAUCUUGGGUCUGAGGUGAACAAGAUCAUUAGCCAAUCAUCUUCUAAUAAGCAAAUGCUUAUAAAUAAAAAUAUAAGUGAAUCCACAAGUGAACAGGAGAAUCUUGAUCAUAUUAAAGAUGCUAUUACUGAUAAGGAUAAACAUGUGAUGCCCCUGAAAUCAUUGGUAGGCAGAACAUCCAAAAGGAAGAAAAUUGAGGAAGAAAGUGAAGAUGAAGUAAGCUGCCCCCAAGCUUCUUUUGAUAAAGAAAAUGCUUUUCCUUUUCCACCGGAUCGUCAUUCUUCCUUGAACGGAGACUAUGUGAUGGACAAACCUCUGGAUCUGUCUGAUCGAUUUUCAGCUAUUCAGCGUCAAGAGAAAAGCCAAGGAAGUGAGCCCUCUAAAAUCAGAUUUAGGCAGGCGACUCUCUCUGAGGCUUUGAAGCCCAUCCCGAAGAGCUCUUCUUCAAGCCGCAAGGCCUUGAGUGGGAGCUGUACGUUAACCAGAGAUUCCCCAGAGGAGCCCUGGUUACAGGAGUGCGGCCUCCAGUCCUUGAGUAAAUCCUCUCCAGAUAAUAAAACACCAUUACAAAUAAAGGAAGAAAAUCCUGUCUUUAAAAUCCCUCUAUGUCCACGUGAAAGUUUGGAGACAGAGAGUCUUUUUGAUGACAUGAAGGGUGCUGGUUCUCAUGAGCCAAUAAAAAAAAAACCCAGGUCAAUCCAUGGAGCAUGUGAACUUGCGUCUGUUCUUCAGUUAAAUCCGUGUAGAAAUGCUAAAGCAAAGUCUCCACAAGACAGCCAAGAUACGUCCUUUGAAAAUACCCAGUGGAGUGUAGAUCCAGGAGCAGACCUUUCUCAGUAUAAAAUGGAUAUUACUGUAAUCAACACAAAGGAUAGCAGUCAGUCAAGAUUAGCAGGAGGAGAGACAGUGGACAUGGACUGUACAUUGGUUAGUGAAACUGUGCUUUUAAAAAUGAAGAAGCAAGAGCAGAAGAGAGAAAAAAGCCCAAAUGGAGAAAGAAAAAUGAAUGAUAGCUUGGAAGAUAUGUUUGAUCGGACAACACAUGAAGAAUAUGAAUCCUGUUUGGCAGAUAGCUUCCCCCAAGUAGCAGAUGAAGAGGAGGAAUUGUCAGCUGUCACAAAGAAACCAAACACUCAUGGUGAUAAACAAGAUAAAGUCAAACAGAAAGCAUUUGUGGAGCCGUAUUUUAAAGAUGAUGAAAGAGAGACUAGCUUACAAAAUUUUCCUCAUAUUGAGGUGGUUCGGAAAAAAGAAGAGAGAAGAAAAUUGCUUGGACACACAUGUAAGGAAUGUGAAAUUACAAAAUGUGAUGAAUAGAUUCUACUUCAUUCUUAGAACACAACUGUGUUUUCCUUUUGUACAUUGGCUGUCUUGGACUGUUGAAGUAGAUGGUACUAAUUGUCCUGUUACUAAGUAUUCCCAGGCAGGUUCUCUAUUUUCUUGAAACUUGCUGUUUUUAUUUCUUCUGUCGCUAUCCAUUAGCUAUCAGAUGCUUGCUUUUAGCAAUUUGCUUCCCCUUUUAAAUUUCCUAUUUAACAACUAUGGGCUAAAAAAUCUGAUAACCAAGCACAUUAAGGUUAUAUGUGAAUAGAUUGCAGUGUAGGUAAGCAUUUGGUGAGAAAUAUGCGCUCAUACACUAACAGUGGGAGUCUAAAUUAGGAUCACUAUUUUGGAAAGCAGUUUGGCAAUACAAGUAAAACCUCUCCUGUAUGAUGAGUUUCAUAGCACAAUUUGAAUAUUUCAUGAUUUCUUAACUAAGGAACACAGUCCACACUAAGUAAACCUCCAGUCUUUAGUUACAAUCUGGAAUUAAUAUUACCAGUUAGAAAAAAGUUAUUUUGCUAGAAACACUGUUAAUUUGCUUUCCUUCUCUCAGGAAUCAUUUUCUGAGUUGUUAUCCAAUCUCUGAAAACCAUUGUUUCAUACAUUUUAUUCCAUUUUUUUGGUUGUUUAAGGUAGAAGGGUAAAUCUUUUCUCUCUUACUUCCUCAUAACCAGGAGUAAAAGUGCCAGUCCCAUGUAUUUAAAUAUUAUCUGUAUGCUUACAGUUCCUAAAUGCAUCCGUUUGCCUAAUCCGCAUGUAGAGGAUGUAAUACACAGGUGGAUGUAUAAUAGUCAUCUCAAAUUUUGCAUGUCUAAAAGCAAACUUAGAUUUUCUACUUCCAAAUCCCAAACCUCACCUGUGAGUCUCUUGCAUGUCCAUUCUUCUAGUUGUUUAAACUAAAAGUCUUGUAGUUAUCCUCUACUCUUUUCUUACAUAUUUCCGUUUCCAGCCGCUUAUUAUCUCCACCACUAACCCCUUGGACCGAGGCACCAUUUCAUCUUGUCUGGACUAUUGAGAUAGCUUCUAAGUUGCCCUCCUUGUGUAUAUUCAUUUGUUUUAGUAAUAAACUAUUUUUUUAGAGCAGUUUUAGGUUCAGAGCAAAAUUGAACAGAAAGUACAGAGAGUUCUCAUAUACUCCUGUCCCCAUUCUUUUCUUUUCGUUCUUGUCUCUUCAAAUGUAUUUUCAAAGCAGCAAUGAAUAGUCUUUUUUUAUAAUGAUUUUUUUAGAAUAAAAGUUAAAUCAUGUCACUCCUCUACCAAAAACCCUUAAAAGUCUUCCCAUCUCACUAAGAAAUAGAAUCCAAAGUCCUUAUCAAAGACAACAAACUCUGACACCCCACUUCCUCUCUGGCGUUGUGUCCUACUGCUCUCCCACUUGCUUGCUGUGUUACAGCUACACUAACCUGCUGUUUUGUAAACAUGUUGUAAUGUGGUGGCAUUGUUUCUCUAAUAUUGAUUGAUAACCAUGAUUCUCUAAGGCCAUCCCAUCCCAGUUCCUAGGCUAAGGUAACAAAGGCUUAGUAUACUCAUCGCAAUGAGAAUAAUGAAAAAGAUACCCCAAAAAAAGUUGUUUCAGAGAUACUCUAAAGCCUUUAAUUAAUCUAUGUAAAAUAAAAAUGUAUUAAAAACCUUUACUUCAGGGCCAGCUCAGUGGCGCAGCAGUUAAGUUC
Messenger RNA from Equus quagga, 4392 nucleotides. RefSeq names its product RB binding protein 8, endonuclease (gene RBBP8). Gene Ontology annotation, cellular component: site of double-strand break. The coding region runs from base 236 to 2716 and encodes 826 amino acids. The transcript is spliced from 18 exons. The record is from RefSeq and is a predicted model, not a curated record. Gene Ontology annotation, molecular function: double-strand/single-strand DNA junction binding; Y-form DNA binding; double-stranded DNA binding. Gene Ontology annotation, biological process: double-strand break repair via homologous recombination; DNA double-strand break processing involved in repair via single-strand annealing. NCBI's taxonomy places the organism in Eukaryota, Metazoa, Chordata, Mammalia, Perissodactyla, Equidae.